Cyclocybe aegerita is the source of this 423-nucleotide messenger RNA. The record is from the annotation of a GenBank genome assembly. Lineage: Eukaryota; Fungi; Basidiomycota; Agaricomycetes; Agaricales; Hemipholiotaceae.
AUGAUACCUCGAAAGCUCAACGAACCCCCUUCAGUCAUCUCAUCCGUCCCUCCGCAUCUGCAAAUUUCAAUUCACCCAUCUUUCCUCCAAACUUGCCCUGAGCAAAAACAGGCCCUGGUCAUACCUCCAAGAAACACCUCGUCUGGUCCAUCUUUUCCUCCGACCCGCUUCACGUCCGACAAAGCAAGAUUGCAGUCGUUGAAGAGCAUUGAGGGGUCGUUGGGUGUCUCUUUGCACAUCGAACCAGCUUCUAUAUCGCCCACGACGCCAGUAGCCACGUCUACCGCAGCCUCAACCCAGGAGGAGCCGCUACCACAGACAUCGAGGACCUCAUUGUGCACUCUCUCAUCAUCGGCAAUUUUCCACUACACCUACACCGGAGACAGCACCCACUAUCCAUCGUGGUUGAAGAAAGCUGCAUGA